This is a messenger RNA of Mesorhabditis belari, 294 nucleotides long. The record is from the annotation of a GenBank genome assembly. Lineage: Eukaryota; Metazoa; Nematoda; Chromadorea; Rhabditida; Rhabditidae.
AUGCCCGAAGUAUACAACGUUCCAACACAAAAGUCGAUUGAUGCCGAGAAUCCUCCCCUUAUUGAGGAACCAUCAUCGCCAAGAAAGAAAUCCUCAUUCCGUCAUCAUGGUCGUCAUGGAUCUCCUUGCGAGAAAUGCGGGCACAUCAACACUCCCACCUAUGUUUAUCCAGUUGAAAUCUAUCCUCCACCUCGUCCCGCUGAUCGAAUUCGUCCCGAUAACCGCAAUUUCAUCGGCUACAUUCUUUUGUUGGCGGCUUUGAUUUUCCUCUUUUACGUGGCUGUGAAAUAUUUC